Aureobasidium musti is the source of this 1639-nucleotide messenger RNA. The record is from the annotation of a GenBank genome assembly. Lineage: Eukaryota; Fungi; Ascomycota; Dothideomycetes; Dothideales; Saccotheciaceae.
CAUGGCAUCUCACACAGCAGACGAGUCGCUCAAGCAUGGAGCCCAGCAGAUCGAAGAGGUGUUUGGCGCCCAUGCCAUCGUCGAUGCUAAGCAUGCUUCCGAUGCUGAGCACAAUACACCGCUCAUGCAAGUCAUCAAGAAGAACUGGAAGGCAAUUGCCUGGUCAAUGGUCAUGUCAAUGACUGUCGUCAUGGAAGGCUACGAUACUAUUCUGAUGUCAAGUUUCUUCGCCUAUCCAUCUUUCGCCAAGAAGUUCGGUGCAUAUAAUGCGGCGACCAGCGAUUACCAACUUUCUGGUGCCUGGCAAACUGCUCUCAACAACGCUAGUAAUGUCGGUAUUGUCCCUGGUAUCUUCUUGAACGGAUGGCUUGCUGCAAAGUAUGGCUACCGUAAAGUCAUCAUUGUUGCUCUUUUUUUCCUGAACGCCUUCAUCUUCAUUACAUUCUUCGCACCCAACAAGCCAGUCCUUGUCGUUGGUCAGAUUCUGUGUGGUUUCAGUUGGGGUGUUUUUGCGACAAUCGGGCCAGCUUAUGCUUCUGAGAUUGUACCUCUGCAACUUAGAGGUUAUUUGACAUCAUAUNGGGCCAUUGGACAAUUCAUCGCUGCUGGUGUUCUCAAAGGUCUUGUCGCCAGAACAGAUCAAUGGUCUUACCGCAUUCCAUUCGCCGUCCAAUGGGCAUGGCCCGUACCCCUCAUGAUUGCCUGUUUCUAUGCGCCAGAGUCGCCUUGGUAUAUGGUUCGCAACAACCGACUCGACGAGGCCCAGCAUAUCCUCAAGCGUAUCUCGACCAACACCAGCGAAGACGAAAUCAAAGGAACACUAGCAAUGAUGGUCCACACCACUGAAAUCGAAACUCAACUCGACAACGAAGCAUCACAAACUUCUUACUUCCAAUGUUUCAAAGGUACUGAUCGUCGCCGAACUGAGAUUUGCUGUAUGACAUUUAUGGGCCAGCUGUUUUCUGGCUCUUGCUUUGCAUAUACACCAACCUACUUUNUCCAACAAGCGGGUAUCCAAGAUACUGUUUCCUACAGCAUUGGUCUCGGCGGCACAGCAGUCGCCUUCUGCGGCACCAUCGCCUCCUGGUUUAUUCUCGCACACGUGGGCAGAAGAAAGAUCUACACCACCGGAAUGGGUGUUUUGUGCACUCUCCUCUUGAUCAUCGGUAUAGUUUCCACAGCAAGCAAAUCCGACGAUGUGAAAUGGGUCGCCGGUGCUUUGACUGUAGUGUGGCUAUUCACAUACUCGCUUUCCGUGGGUCCUGUGGCCUACACCAUCGUCAGUGAAACCUCUGCCAUCCGCGUUCGCGCAAAAACAGUCUGUCUAGCCCGAAACGCCUACGCUUUGAUGAAUAUCGUGUGUUCAACUCUCGAAUCCUACUUCAUGAACCCCACCGAAUGGAAUCUCAAAGGCCAAACCGCAUUCUUUUGGUUCGCAACUUCUUUCCUCACUUUCGUGUGGGCGUAUUUCCGUCUUCCUGAAGCCAAAGACCGCACCUACGAGGAAAUGGAUUUGUUGUUCACGAAAGGAGUUUCUGCGAGACAAUUCUCAAAGUACAAGAUUGAUGCGUAUGCGGGUGCUGCUGUGGAUAGUAAGGCGGAGAUUCUUUAUGAGGAAAAGGUUGUGGGCGAUAUUAAG